Ananas comosus (pineapple) is the source of this 1207-nucleotide messenger RNA. RefSeq names its product ubiquitin-like-specific protease ESD4. The record is from RefSeq and is a predicted model, not a curated record. The transcript is spliced from 7 exons. The coding region runs from base 1 to 576 and encodes 191 amino acids. Lineage: Eukaryota; Viridiplantae; Streptophyta; Magnoliopsida; Poales; Bromeliaceae. Gene Ontology annotation, cellular component: nucleus. Gene Ontology annotation, molecular function: deSUMOylase activity. Gene Ontology annotation, biological process: protein desumoylation.
AUGUCACAUAAAGACGUUGUUCUGGUCAUAAAUUUGUACCUGGAACUAUUGAAGGAGAGAGAAAGAAGCCAACCAAACAAGUUUCUAAAGUGCCAGUUUUUUAAUACUUUCUUCAAUAAAAAGCUGAUUAGUGGGAGCAAUGGCUAUGACUUCAAGGCGGUAAGAAGGUGGACGACACAAAGGAAAUUAGGUUACAGCCUUAUUGAGUGUGACAAAAUAUUUGUUCCCAUUCACAAGGAGAUACAUUGGUGUUUAGCAGUUGUCGAUGUUAAGGAUAAGAAGUUUCAAUAUCUUGAUUCACUUGGUGGCAUUGACAUAAUGGUGCUGAGAGUUUUGGCAAGAUACUUGAUGGAUGAAGUGAAGGACAAGAAUGCAAAACAGAUUGACACAUCUUCAUGGAAACAAGAAGUUGUUGAUAACCUUCCUUUACAGAAGAAUGGGUGGGACUGUGGGAUGUUCAUGCUCAAAUAUGCGGACUUCUAUAGUAGAGGCUUGAGCCUCAGUUUUAAGCAGGACGACAUGACAUAUUUCCGAAGGAGAACUGCAAAGGAGAUUCUGCAGUUGAGAGCUGAAUGAAUGAAAUAUGCAGCAUUAUGUUAGUUUUAUCCUCAAGUUUUGACGAGUUAGAAACAAUAGGAGCUGCAAAAGAGCUUGAAGGCGGGAUCUAUUAAUUAUAAGUAGCUGCAGACAAUCUAUAGAUGCCUUGAAUCCUCAGUUGCUUGGUGGGGCAUUUCGAAAUGACUCGGCCUCUUAGGAAUUUGCUAAGUUUAGUGAAUAUUGCUUCCAAAAUGGAUACAAAUGAGGCCAUAUAUAUUGGAGAUAUCAAAUGGCGAGAGAGAUGAAAGGUUUUUGUCCUCUUUCCUGAUGUGGUUGGAUUUUCCUUGCCUGUCAGGUUAUUAUUCAAUUGUUUGCCUCUUUUUGUUUGUUUAUCUUUUUGACCCUUUCACCUAAUCUCUCAGUGUAAUCAGUUAAGUAAAAAUGUGUGAUUUGUAUCUCCAAUGUAAAUCAGCGGACAUUCCACCUCGAGCAGGUGAAAUAGCAAGAAAUUUUGCUUAUGCUGUGGUUGGUUUGACAAAUCAUCCCGUGAAGAACAGUAGCAGGCUAUUUUUCUUACAUAUAGAUCAAUUUAUGUGUUCGGUUUGUUGUUUAAACUCAAGAACUUGUAUCCUAUGCUAAAUCAGUUUGAUUUCACUGUUGUUGCCAAGAU